Molecule: messenger RNA, 1227 nt
Organism: Cyphellophora europaea CBS 101466
Lineage: Eukaryota; Fungi; Ascomycota; Eurotiomycetes; Chaetothyriales; Cyphellophoraceae
Exons: 3
Coding region: 1-1227 (408 amino acids)
Source: RefSeq, a predicted model, not a curated record
AUGGCGAAGAACAAAAGCACUAAGAAGGCUCAAGCCACCAAGAAGACUCAAGCCAGCAAGAAGACUUCAACUAUCCCGCUUCCUCCAGCCAUCUACAUCAAUGACGCCAGUCUCUCGGAUGGCACUCCCGACUACGCUCUAGCCCUGCUCAAGCUGUUGCCAAACUAUGCCUACGAGACUGUUUCCGACGCUUUCAACACACAGGCUGCUGUCAAUCACCUUGAACGCACCAAGACAGCGAAGGCCGUUGCGUGUUUCAUUGAUCCUCGAGUUGACGGCAGUCUCGCCGAGGCCGCGAAGCACGCCAAUAUCAUCAAGCAGGCCUGCGUCAAGCAUGGUCGCAACUUCGUCUCCAUCAACAUUUACAACUCAAGCGUCUUCCCGGACGGCCUAGCCAAGGAGAAGUCCCUUUUUGCCGCUAACCACCUCGAUCAUGCAGUGAAAGACUAUACUAGCCCAGCUAGUGCUGCAAAGGAGAUUCUGAAGUGGCUCUUCAAGACUCUGGCACCGAUCGAGACCAUCUACCUCAUCCCCGACGCUGAGAUGAAAGCCAUCGACACCAAGAACUUCUCUGACUACGCCUAUUGCCCGCUUGAUGAAACGCACCUACGCGGCAAGGACGAGAAGGUCCAGUUCGUCGCCGUCAUCACUUCUAAGGCUGUAGUUGCUCCGGAGGGCAAGAAGCUCACGUGGUCUGUGGCCGAUAAGAGCGGAGUCGCAAACUUCUACUUCGUCCACCGUGGCACCAGCUCUCAAUACACCUGGGACUGGGUUAUGGCUCUGCAGCCUGGUCAACGCGUCGCCCUUCCGCGCAUGCCCUCCGUCCUGGUCACCGAGCCGCUUGGCAAACGCGCCGCCAAAGCCCCGUUUCGUGCCGUCGGCUACACUCUGCUCGUGCCUGCCACCGCCCUCAUCCUGGCCGGAAAGGGCAUCAAAGCCGUGGGCAAGAAGGCGUGCAUGGGCAAGGCCAGCAAAUGGGUCGCGCGCGACGACGCGAUCGUGGAUGGCAAGGGAAAGGUGAGAGAGCGCAAGGCUGGUGAAGCCCCGCAGGUCAAAGGCAAUACGCAGCCGGAGUGGGAGAAGGUGUUGCAGGACAGCGAGGAGGACACUGCCCCGUGGCGCGUGUUCGAUGAGAAGGGCAUGAUGCGCUGGGACUGCGUCGACGAGGACGCCAAAACCGAGAAGGGAAGUGUGCACGGAAGCGACAAGGAGGCGUCGCUGGCCUAG